Molecule: messenger RNA, 8962 nt
Organism: Gambusia affinis (western mosquitofish)
Lineage: Eukaryota; Metazoa; Chordata; Actinopteri; Cyprinodontiformes; Poeciliidae
Gene: fmr1
Product: FMRP translational regulator 1
Exons: 15
Coding region: 390-2207 (605 amino acids)
Biological process (GO): negative regulation of translation; regulation of mRNA stability; regulation of alternative mRNA splicing, via spliceosome
Cellular component (GO): dendritic filopodium; dendritic spine neck; axon
Molecular function (GO): mRNA 3'-UTR binding; protein homodimerization activity; translation regulator activity
Source: RefSeq, a predicted model, not a curated record
AGGAAGAAAGGGUAGACGUCACAUGAUGGAGAGAUGCAGCCAGCCAGCAGUAGCUGCUUCCCGACUAAUCACACAGCAUUAACGUAAACCAGCUAACUCCACGGGCUAACUUGGACAGCCAUCUGCCUUUCAUUUUCUUAUUCGCUCCGAAUUAAAAAGCCGCGAAGAGCAGAGGGAGAAUUGACGAACGGUGCAAAACGAAGAACAACGUCACCGUCGCGCACGGUUACCUUAGUCCCUUCUUGCAUCCAACUGGAAGCGUCAUUUGACAAAGCAGGGAAGCCCACGGUUGGAAACUCUACCUUGGCUAGCAGCGGGCUAGCCAGCUUGCUAGCUGCUAACAUUGCUAACUGUAGUUAGCUAGCUAGCGAGCUGUGAUAAGUUGCGUCAUGGAGGAGCUUGUAGUGGAAGUGAGAGGGACAAGUGGAGCCUUUUAUAAGGCUUUUGUGAAGGAUGUCCACGAGGGAUCCGUCACUGUGGCAUUUGAAAACAAUUGGCAGCCGGAGCGUCAGAUCCCGUUCCAGGACGUUCGCUUCCCUCCUCCGACAGGCUUCAGCAAAGAGAUAAAUGAGAGCGAUGAAGUUGAGGUGUACUCCAGAGCCAAUGACAAGGAGCCGUGUGGAUGGUGGCUGGCCAAGGUUCGCAUGGUCAAAGGAGAGUUUUACGUGAUCGAGUACGCGGCGUGCGACGCCACGCUGAACGAGAUCGUGACGCUGGAGCGGUUACGGCCGGUCAACCCGAACAAGCCAGCCACCAAAAACACCUUCAUCAAGAUCAGGCUGGAAGUCCCUGAAGACCUGCGACAGAUGUGCUCCAAAGAGUCGGCGCACAAAGACUUCAAGAAGGCCGUCGGCGCGUUCAGCAUCACCUACGACUCUGAGAAAAAGCAGCUGGUCAUCUUGUCGGUGAACGAGGUCACGACAAAGCGGGCCAACAUGAUGAGCGACAUGCACUUCAGGAGCCUCCGCACCAAACUGUCGCUCAUGAUGCGGAACGAGGAGGCCAGCAGGCAGCUGGAGAGUUCCAGACAGCUGGCGUCUCGGUUUCAUGAGCAGUUUGUGGUUCGGGACGACCUGAUGGGUCUGGCCAUCGGGACUCACGGCGCCAACAUUCAGCAGGCGCGAAAAGUCCCUGGAGUCACCAACAUCGACCUGGACGAAGAAACGUGCACCUUCCACAUAUACGGGGAGGAUCAGGAUGCCGUCCGAAUAGCUAGGAGCUACCUGGAGUUUUCCGAAGAUAUCAUCAAAGUUCCCCGAAACUUAGUCGGAAAAGUGAUCGGAAAGAACGGCAAGCUGAUCCAGGAAGUGGUGGAUAAGUCCGGUGUGGUGAGGGUUCGAAUCGAGCCGGAGAACGACAAGAAGCCCUCGGCGGCGGCGGCGGCAGCAGCAGAUGAGGGAAUGGUGCCAUUUGUGUUUGUGGGGACCAAGGAAAGUAUUUCCAAUGCAACAGUGCUCCUGGACUAUCACCUCAAUUACCUAAAGGAGGUGGACCAGCUGCGCUUGGAGCGCCUUCAGAUUGACGAGCAGCUGCGACAGAUAGGGGGCGGGGGCGGAGGGGGAGGGACAGGCCCCCGAAACCCCAAAGACAAAUCCUACGUGUUCGAUAACGGGAUGGGAAUGGGGAUGGGCAGAGGAGCAGGAGGUGGGAAGCCCUACGUGGGAGGAAGAGGCGGACGGGGCCGGAGAGGGGGCGGGGCGGCGUUCGCCUCAGGCACCAACUCGGAGGCGUCCAACGCUUCGGAGACGGAGUCGGACCACCGAGAGGAGCUGAGCGACUGGUCCCUGGCUCCCACCGAGGAGAUGAUGACAGGAGGCGGGUCCCUGCCCAGGCGGACAGACGGCAGGAAACGACCCGGAGGGGGGGGCCUGAGAGGCCGCGGGGGCAGAGGGAGAGGAGGGGGAGGGUAUAAAGGUGAUGACAUGCAGUGGGGCGAGCCAAGACCUCGUCAUGUAAGGGACCCGAAGCCUCGAGGCCAGGAAGACACACUGCAGAUCCGUGUGGACGGAAACAACGAGCGCAGCGUGCAGCACUCAUCAGGCGGCCGAGGAGGAGGAGGAGCAGGAGGAGGACCUUCUUCAUCCCAGAGUGGCAUCGCCGUCUGCGGGGACGGCCAGUCCCGCCAUCACCAUCAGAGACCCCUGAGAGACCGGGGCAUGAAGAAGGACAAACAGGACGCUCCGGCGCUGGUGAACGGAGUGUCGUAGACGCACCCACAUAGAACCUUCUCUCUCUCACACACACACACACACACACACGCAGGCAACUUUUCAUACACCAUCUUAUAGUCUCUGGCGUGUUUUAUUUGUAUUUUUUCUUGGUCUUUUUCUCAUCUUUGUCGCACACAAGAGGACACGCAUUUCUGAUGCGAAGAAACGAUUGGAAACGAUUAGCGAAGUCUCGAUCCGUUCCCGCCUGCUGUUGUCUCCUGUUCCUCUCUGGACUGUUUUGAAACAAGAGGAAAAGAAGAAGAAGUUCCUCUGUGACAGAAGGGUUAGCUGAGGGGGAAAAAAAACCCCUCCCAUUUCACUCGUCAACACCACAAGUAUGUUUCUUUUUUUUUUUCUCCUUCGGUCCCAUUCGUGCUUACUCGCACGAGAAAACAGGAACGACAGCGGCGGCAGAAAUCUGUGAAAACAAUUUCAUCCUUUUGGCAAAAAGUUUCAACGUUCUUAAGUCUUACAGAUGAUCGCAGACUUCCCUGUGUCCAAACAUGCCCCCCACCCCACUGGUACAGAAACACGUUUUGCUUCUCUAAAACUCCCAAAAUUCAACAUUUUCAAAGUCACCCAAAACCAGCUUUCUACAACAAACCUGUUCAACAACAACAACAAAAAAAAAGAAGUAGCAAAUCUGAUAUUUUUUUUUGUGUCCAUGUAGGAAGACGUUUGGUUGUGGGGAAAAUUGUUUGCAGAUGGCACUUUACUUUUAUUUUCUACCUUUUUUUUCCCCACACUGAAAUGCAAACAGGUAGGCACUCCUAAAAGCAACGCUCUACAUCACGCUGUUAUUUAAAAAGGCCUUUGUUUGGUUUGAUGCCUCAAUAUUGGACCCCGUCUCUUCUGAGGCAUACAGACUUAAACCUGAGGCCAGCUGGUGUGAAAUAUCUGUUCUAUUUUGGGUUUUUUUUUUUGUUUAUUUUUUAUUUUUUAAAACAAAUUAAAACUCAGCAGCAACUUCCAAAAGUCUAGGUUUGUACUACGUCGAUGUCAACUGUCAUUUUGUAAAAAAAAAAAAAAAUAAAUAAAAUAAACGCUCCAACUCUCUUGUGAGCAGAUUGCUGAUACAAUGGGAGAAAGGUUUAAAAAAACAAAAAAAACAACAACUGACUCAUGGCUCCAGCCUGUAAAAUAAAAGAUUGAUGCUCGUUUACGGAUUCAUGGCAGCACGCCUGCACUGGUUUUAGACGAAACUGCACUGAGUCACAGGGUGGUACUAAAGAGCUGUCGGGUGAAGACUCCUAACCUGCAUUUUACUUUGGUUUCCGGCUCUUUUUACUGACAUUAAAAGAGUCCAUUUAAGUGGAGGGCAGAUGAAAUAGCUCAAACAGGACAGUUCUCCUGUUUAAUUUAUUAAUUCGUCAAGUCUUUUCAUUUAUAAAACAUAUUUGUCUAACUGUAGAUGAGAUAUCAGUUGUUUUUGGUUGAGGUUUUACUCCCUCCCACCUCCUGUUCUGCUUGUCCAACAUAUUUGUGAUCCAUCCCUUUCCUGUUUACCUUUUUUCUUCAAAAUCACAUUUUGGCUGCAUCUUAUAAACGAGACAUUUCCCUACAGCUACGAGAGUCAGUGAAGCGGUCAUUAUGUGCCUGUAGUUUUUUAUUUUCCAUAAACUGUGCGAGCUUCUCGUUUUUCAGUCACCAUGGGGCUCCUUUAUGUUUGUGCCUUGGGUUUAUGUUCCUCCUUGUCUGUAAAUUUAGCAAAUUUUAAAGGAAACCGUCAUCAGCGUAACGACGUAUAAUGGAGAUUCUUUGAUUCUUCAUGGGAGAAAUAGCUGUUUUAAAAGUUAAAGUCCCUGAGGUUUUUUUGUUUAGUUUUUUGGUACUAUUUACAUAAUGGAGGUCAAAACAAUACGACGGGUGUGAACUGUAAUCAUGACGCAUUUUACAUUUGUAUUCAUCGGUUUCUGGGGAUUUUCUUGCAUGGAAGAGAGCAUUUUGGUUUAGCUGGGGAAGAAAGCCUUAAAAGUUGAUUUACUAUCGUUUUAUUCUAUUAAUGUUCUCAAUUCAAACCAACUAGAGAUCUAGAGAGGUGUUGUGAUUUAGGAGACAAAAUGACUAAGAUUAGGUUUAUCAAUGAAUCCGUAGACUUUCUUAACACUCAAGUCUCCUUUUUCGAGAGAAGCUGCGUUUCCAUUAAAGAUGUGCGCAGAAAAAAACGCAUAUGAAAUUGUGAAUAAGCUUGUUCGUCCAAUAAGUCAUUAAACAUACCGCGCUGUCAUCCUCAAAUACUUCCUGUCGUUUUCUUCUUCUUGGUUUUUGCCAGUGGUAAAAGCUGGUUGUUGGUCACAUGACUUGUGUGAUGCAAAAAAAACCAAACAGCAUUUCCAUUGCAGUUUUGCGCCAAAACUAUUUUGAUCAAAUUAAAAACAAACAAAAAAAACUUUUUACCGAAAACCAUGUUUUUUUCAAAAUUGACGUUUCCAAUUAAGUGAAUUUAUUUUUGAAAUGCACCAUUUUAUAAUCAGUGGAAACGCAGCUAUUGAAGAAUAUGUUGAAAUUUGUCAAGAUUUGCAUACUUGUAUGUUGGGAUGGUUUUAAAAAUAGUCAAAUGUAGGUAAAGCUAAUAGUGAAGCAAAGACGGACGUGACAAAACCUUCAUAUUACCAACGCUACACAUCUAAAGUUUCUUGUGGCCUGCUUCACAAAUCCUACUAGAAACAAAACCUUUGACACAAUUCUUGAAAAGAAGCAAACCUUUCUAAAGGAACGCCUGAUUUACUUUUCUUUAAGAACUUUGACAGCUCAGUGCGUAGGGGAAACCUUAAUUUUAAUUUUGGGACACGUGCCUUCGAUUAUGGCUAGCAUCACAACCUAGAUGUAUAAAUCAGGGAUGGAGGAUAAUUCAGUGUCUCAAGAUGGUAAAAAUAAUAAAAAAAAACAACUCACUUGUCUUGAGCUCUCAAAGCUUCGGCUGAAGUCUGACUGCAAAGAAGUAAAGGUUCAUGAGUCUGGUGGUUUCAGCGCUUAAGGACGGUGGCUGCUGUCAGCGCCGGACCUCUACGUGUUGCAUCUAUAGCGUCAGACUGAAGCCUGACGGCUCAUCUGUGAAAUUCUGUGCAGGCCUCGAGCGGCCACUCGGGCCUCGCACAGGCACCCUUUUUUAAAGUUUCAUUUUUGGGUGUGAAGCGGCAAGUGAACCUGCUCCUAAUGCCGCUUUAACACCUGAUAAAUGAACCGAAGAGCUGGCUGUGAUUAGGCCAGGUUCCUUCUUUUUUUUUUCCUUUAAUUGCAUGAACAUCUUUCUUCUGGACUUUAAAGACAUUCAGUAGAGUUUUACAUAAUUUUUUGAAAUAGGUGUCAUAGCCAGUCAUGAGCUGAAAACGUACACCGUAGAGUCAGUGACACGUAGAACUUUAUAUAACAUUUUAGAAAGUGGUGACAUAAGUAAUAAAUGAUGAAACAAGUUGUUUAGAAGUCUUUUUUUUUUUACCCCCUUUUUAAUUAUGAUGUAUGUUAAUUACUCCAUCACUAAUAUGUUAAGACUUUGCUUUCACAUGUUUACACUGUAGCCAUGUUGCAUUUAGAUUCUCUGGUACGGAUUCCAACCAGCUCAUCAACCAAUGGUUCCAGUGAAAGUAACCGAUGUAUCGUCGGUAGAGCAUCUGCGUUUUGUUUAACAAAAAGACAACAAAAAAAAAGAAACAAGAAGGGAGGGUGGCAUAUUGUAUAUAAUGAUGUCAUUAUUUGUUUAGGAAAAGAUUUGUACAAUUGUUUAAAAUGCUCUCUUAUGCUAUUUUUUUGUUUUGUUUUUGUUUAAUAUCGGGCUAAAUGCUAGAACUCUUCAGAAUAAACUCAAUGCUGUGCAGUCAAGUAGGAUUUGGUUGAAAUACAGUGGAUAUGAACAGCUUUGCAGAGGGAGUUGGUUUUCAUUUGACAACAUAAAAGUCUACCCAAAACUGAAUAAAAUACUGAACCCACUCAGGGAAUUUGACCCAAUGAUUGAUGGAAACUGUAUGACGAUGACGGCAUUAAAGUAAAUGUCAAGAAUUCAUGAACGCUUUAGAUUCUCUGUUGCCCCCAAAUCUGCGACUGUUGUAGUGAUUAGUAAAAUAAACAUUUCUGGGCCAUUUUAUACAUAAGUUGGCAAAUUUUGUGGGUUCUGAUUGGUUAGUCCCCUCGUCAUUUCAUACCUUUAGAGUUUUGAUUGUCUUCUACAUGAGGUUUUUUUGGGGUUAUUUGGGGAGAUUUGGGUGCCAAAUGGUGUUUUAUACCAGCUAAACCUUCAGCUUAUACUCACUUUGACAAAAUAAAUUUUAAGAAACUCUCCGUUAUCUUCUCAAAGUCUACUGCAAUGAAAUGUAGAGGAAUCACCCCAAGAAAUACGUACCAGCCAGAUGUGAGGUGUUUUUGUUUAUUUUUAUUUUUAUCACUAUAGUUCAUAAAAAUGUCUAUCAAAAAAAUUCUGACAACGCAAUGAUUUUAAUACUCGGGUACAGAAUGUUAGACGUGACAAAAUGGCGUCGCCGGGGUAUGAAAUGAUAUGACUUGGCGAUGGGGCUAAUAUUUUAUUUUUUUAGCGAUGGGGCUAAUUGAUCUGGGUCUGGAUUUCAUGACUCCCUUUGAUGUUUUAUGGUCUGCAGGAGCUUUUUCUCAUUCUAGAUUUAGAAAGAAAGAAUAGUUUGGCUGUUGAGCUCAUGACCCGUCGUGUUGCGUUUGGGAACAGUCAUGAACAACUCUGAAAUUAGAAGGAAAAAGAAGAAGCUACAUGCUUGCGUGUUCUAGCUAAGGUGUUGCUAAUUUCGGAGCAGCUAUGACAAAGAAGGUUAGCUUUGCUUAAACUCAUGAAACUCGUUUUGAAUUGCUUCAAAGUGUAAAAACAUCCUGGUAAACACCACAUUUUUAACUUUGUUGUUUAUUCUGAGCUAUAGCUGAACAUAGAGAGUGAUAGUAGAGGUCUAUUUUAACUGAAGAUACACUAUGUGUGAUUGUUAGCCAUGUCUGCAGUCUACACUAGCAUCUCCCUAGUGCUAAUAUAAAGGGUCUUCAGCCUUGAAGAAAACACUUGAGGCUAACCUGAAGCAAGUAUUAUGUCCUACAGUAUGUCGACAUGCAUAAUGUUGUAUGAUGGAUUCUCCCUUUAAUUCCUAGCUAAAAGUGAACCCUGAGAUUUUCUUGCUCUCUACUUGUACAGAUAAAGAAAUAAUAACCAGCCUAUUUUUGUCAUUUACAAAUACCCUAGGUAUUUUUUCAACAACAAAAACUGUUACUUACCCUUUUAGUGCUGCCAGGCAGACUUAUCUCCCACAGGAUAGAUGGUACACACUGAUCUAGUUGGGGUUUUUGUUUUAGACAGUGUUGUAAAUGUUUCAGAGACCUUCUUCAUUUUAGCGCUGUUGUCGCACCAGAUUGGAGGAAACUCCCUUCACCUCUGGUUGUGCGUUGUUGUUUUAUGGAGCCUCCGGGUUCAGGUGGGGUGUGUUUUGUUGGGGUUUUUUUUUUACCUCCGGGAGAGUGAAUUAGUUCUGUGGGGAAGAAAAGCUGAAACAUAUUUCAGUGUUUGGGUUGGAUUAUUAGGGAGAUCACUAACCAACUGUACUGCUGAACAAGACCAAUGUAUGUAAAUAACUAUAAAACACUAAAGUGAAAGAAGACUGUUGCAUGCUGACCCGGUUGAGGUCACUGAGGAAAUGUUGCUUUGGAAGCAUUUUAACCAACUGGUGGUGAUGUAGUUAACUAGUAACCUGGCAUUUAAGCAACUCACCUGAGAUCAGUAGAGCUCAUUUCAUGGCAUGAAGCUCAUCUCGGUGGGUGAACUAUCAAGAACUUCGACUUAUGCUGAGAUGCAUGAACAGAAUUGGUUGCGGCCACUCACGUGGCUCUUGAACCGUUUGGGAUCCCAAAAUGGAAGUGGGCUGCUAAGUGACACCAUUUAAGACGUAACCACGCAACGUUUUCUACAUGGGAACCUAUGAAUAUGAAUUCCAAUACAACUGUUCAAACCAUGAUGAUGGAUUUGUUUAAGGAGCAAUCCUUCUGAAACUUCAAUCACUGUAAACCCACUUGUGUCUCACCUAGAAAUGUCUUUGUAAGCCAGUGGAAGCGAACGUUGGGUCUUGAAGCCUGCCUUCAACAUUUAGAUUGUUUUGACAGAGAAUUGGGCAAAAAGUAGAAAUACAUCUGAUUGGAAGUAUGUACUUUACAGAUUAGCGGAGAGUCUAUGUCUGUGGCUAAAGGGUGUAGGAGUGCAUGUGAUUGUCACAUUGAGUGCUGUCCUGACUAUAGACAAGAACUGACUUAGUUUGGGAAGGUUUUGUUUAUUUAAUCUGUACACAGUGGAGUCGGACCAAAUGCUGAAAGGUCCUGCUUUGUUCUGACUUCACUUUGAACAUCAAAUUUGGUAUGAAUGUCAAGACAUUUAAAGAUACUUAUGAACCGCCAUUAAUCCCAUUGCGGUUCGUCUUGGGCUAAAACAAGGUCUAUCCAAAUUGUGUUUUUUAUUGUUGGCUCAGAUGUCAGAUAGCAGUAAUUUGUAGAAGGUAAUGUUGAAGACUACUAGGUGUUCACACUAUGGGCUAUUCAACUAUAGAUUGCCAGAAAGUGACGACUUGCAGAGCAUCUGUAGAUACUUAAACCAGGGUAAUUCAAAAAGCUGUUAAACCUUGUGUGCACUUUUUGGGCAUUUUAAUCUUUGUUUUCUCUUUUUGUACAUACUACCUGCAUUUAAGAUGUUUGGGUGGACAUGUCUGGUUAUAGUGCAAUAUAUUUUGUAUGCAAGCAGUUUCAAUAAAUAAAGUUUGAUCUUC